AUGUCACGUACUACAAAGAAGUAUUGGGAGUCAAUCAGCACCUCGAAAGCCGCUGGUCUGGAUAAUAUCCCUCCUAAACUGGUCAAAGAUGCUGCAGAGGAGCUUGCCACGCCAUUAACUACCCUUGUAAACCGUAGCCUGACGUGUGGACUUUUUCCAACCGCUGAAAAAGCUGCCAAGAUAUCACCAAUUUAUAAGUCUGAAGAUAAAACGGCUCUUGACAACUACCGACCCAUUUCAGUGUUACCAGUGUUUUCAAAAGUACUGGAGAGAGUCGUCUGUAAUCGCUUGUCAUACUACCUCGAGGAAAACAAUCUUAAUGAUUCCCAGUAUGGAUUUCGUCAAAAGCGAUCAACCAAGCACGCCGUGACAAUCGUCAUGGACGACAUUAGAACAAGUAUGGACAACCAACAGCUGACAGGAGCAGUUUUUCUCGAUCUACGAAAGGCUUUCGACACAGUGAACCACGCACGUCUCCUUAACAAACUACCUUCCUAUGGCAUUAAUGACGUUGAGCUAAUGUGGGUAUCAAGUUAUUUGUUUGCCCGAACUCAAGUUGUAAACUUCGAAGGGACGUUAUCAGAGGAAAAUUACAUCACUCACGGAGUACCACAAG
Paramuricea clavata is the source of this 616-nucleotide messenger RNA. NCBI's taxonomy places the organism in Eukaryota, Metazoa, Cnidaria, Anthozoa, Malacalcyonacea, Plexauridae. The record is from the annotation of a GenBank genome assembly.